UCACCGCCUUGCGAGCAACACAACUAAUCAACAAAACAUCCAAGAUGUGCGGAACUGUCGUCAAAUAAUCAUUACGCUAAUAGCUAUUAAUAAAUUACCUUUACGUUGAUAACGUUAAUAAAUGUCGGUGCACUUCGACGAGAGGAGCGGGGUGGUCCCAUGCCAGACAAGCUGGGGCUCCUGGAGCCAAACUAUGGAGGAGAUCUUCAUCGAAGUCAACGUUCCUCCGGGGACAUCUGCUAAACAAGUCAAAUGUCGUUUGGGAGCCAGAGACAUGGAGCUCCACGUCGAAGGGAAAGAGGUUAUAAAGGGGCGGUUGUUUGGCACAACUGUUUCGGAUGAGGCCACAUGGACACUGGAGGAUAAGUGUCUCAUCCGAAUUGUCCUGAUGAAGACCAACAGAGAGGCUGGGAACUGCUGGUCUUCCUUGUUAGAGGGAGAGUACUCUGCCAAUGCUUGGGUCCAGGACCAGAUGCAGAGAAAGCUCACACUGGAAAGGUUCCAGCGAGAGAAUCCUGGAUUUGACUUCAGCGGGGCAGAGAUUUCUGGAAACUUUGCUGGUGGUGGUCCAGACUUUUCCAGUUUACAAAAGUGACCUGCCACAGUAAGCUAAUACUAACAUACCUGCCAACUACUCCGGUUUUCCCGUAAUUAGUACGGUUUUCAUCAACCUAUUCCGGGUUACGGUUGCAGUGAUAAAAAAUACGGUUUUUCAUUAAUUAAAUUUAUUUUUAUUUUUUUAAGUUUUAUUCACGAAAUCGCGUAACAACAAUGACAAUCGACACUGCUUCUCGUAACUUCCUAUCGAGCCAUUCCGAAUGCCAUGCGCGAGGCUAUUUAUAGCACCGCUGCCAAGCACGAGGCACCAGUUGCCAUUGUUUCCAAACGAGCGAACGAUCAUGGAAUCAGCCGGAGAAAAAUCGCAAACGAGUCUUAAACCGAAAAGAAAACUGCAGUCAUUCCGUGAAGAAUAUUCAAAAGCCUAUCCGGGAAUAAUUAUCCGUUCCAAAAAGGGUGAAAACUACGCGAAUUGCACCUUGUGCAGACAAGAUUUUUCAAUCGGACACGGAGGAAUUAGCGAUGUAAAAGACCACGUUGGGACAAAAAAACACAAGUCUAAUGCCGUUGCUAGCGAUACAAGUGGAAAACUUUCAACGUUUUUCGUCGCCCAAACAGAUUCUUUGGAUGUGAUAAAUGCCGAAGUUUUAUUUACGGAGGCAAUAAUUGAGCAUGGACUUCCAAUCGCAUUGGCUGAUCACAUGGGACAGUUAAAUGUUUGUAAUGCAACCUUUAAAAAUCAUUACGCGGUGAUCGCGGUCCCAAAAAUAAACUUUUCUUGCAUGAUAAUGUCCAGAAAAACUCACUUUAUAUUACUAUAGAGUCCUUUUAACGAAUGAGUUUGAUGGUUUAUCACAAACCUUAAAUGAAAGAAGUCCUUUGUUCUCCUGCACCAUGCAUGCACUUUGGCCUUGCUUCGUGUUUGGUGCGCAUCCUGUCGGCUGUAUUUCACAGCACGUCUUUGACAACUUGAAGUGGCAUAAAACAUUUAAAACAAAGGGGUUAUAGGAACAAUCACUUUCAGUGUUUUAUGCCACUUCAAGUUGUCAAACACGGUAUGCUGGUGCCCGACUGCCACAAGUGGAACAAACAUUUGAAACAAAGGGGUUAUAGGAACAAUCACUUUCAGUGUUUUAUGCCACUUCAAGUAAACUUAUCAUAAAGUUACCAUAUCAUUUUUGCAGUAUGAUCAAUCUGAUAGAAUACAUUUGGAUUUUAGCCACAAAAAGGUAAUGACACCAAUGUUAUCUAUUGGAAUUGUUUAGUACUGUUAUACUGUUAAAAGUGUUUAUACUAUUUAUGCUUUCAAGU
Messenger RNA from Nerophis lumbriciformis (worm pipefish), 1869 nucleotides. NCBI's taxonomy places the organism in Eukaryota, Metazoa, Chordata, Actinopteri, Syngnathiformes, Syngnathidae. The record is from RefSeq and is a predicted model, not a curated record.